AUGGAUUCCCGACACCGACGGCGGUCAUCCUCUGACCGAUUCUUGAGCACCUUGAAAAUAAUCCCUCCUUCAUCAACCGAUGCCGGCGAUGAGCUCAGCGAAGACGAUGUCUUCUUCACCGGCGCCAAUUUCCAAAACCCUCCUUCCACCUCCUCAACACCACCUCCUCAUCACCAUCGCCGCCAUCACAAAUCAUACAAUCCAGAGUCCUUCGGAAUCCUUGCCGCAUUGCCGGAAUCCGGCGACGAAAUCCGACCUGUAUUGAACCACAAGCCGUUGAUCUCUCCGCCUCCACCACCGUCAUCUUCGAGGAUGAUUCCGACGCUUCCGAGGCCUUCCAUGGACCGGCAGAUCUUCUCUUUGCCGGAAAAGUACCAUCAGUCUGCUCCGAUGAAUGUGCCGAUGAGACCGCUGCCGAAGAAUUCGCGGCAUCAGAAACGUUUCGAGGAUGUUAACGAUGGAGUUGUUGAUGAUGAUGAUGAUGAUGGAGAGAUGUUGCCUCCUCACGAGAUUGUGGCCCGUCAACUUUCAAAGUCUCCGGUGCUUUCUUCUUCUGUGCUUGAAGGUGCUGGGAGGACGUUGAAGGGUAGGGAUCUGCGUCAGAUUUACACUCGUUCUUGCAACUUGCAUGAACUGAAGGCUGAAGGCGAAGACACUGUCACCUAG
This is a messenger RNA of Chenopodium quinoa (quinoa), 666 nucleotides long. RefSeq lists its product as uncharacterized. The transcript is spliced from 2 exons. The record is from RefSeq and is a predicted model, not a curated record. Bases 1 to 666 code for a protein of 221 amino acids. NCBI's taxonomy places the organism in Eukaryota, Viridiplantae, Streptophyta, Magnoliopsida, Caryophyllales, Amaranthaceae.